Molecule: messenger RNA, 1891 nt
Organism: Melanotaenia boesemani (Boeseman's rainbowfish)
Lineage: Eukaryota; Metazoa; Chordata; Actinopteri; Atheriniformes; Melanotaeniidae
Gene: ankrd9
Product: ankyrin repeat domain 9
Exons: 1
Coding region: 109-942 (277 amino acids)
Source: RefSeq, a predicted model, not a curated record
GAGGGCCUGAGGACGGGGGUUUGACUCUGCUAAACAGGAUUGGAGCUUUCUGCUGGGUUUCAGACACAUCUCUGCAAACACAUCAGGUGUCCUCAGGUGUAAGCAGUGAUGCCGUGGAUUCUGUCCUCUCAGCUGGACUGUGCGUCCUUGUCACCAUCUCAGCGUCAGUGUGAGCGGACGGCGUUCUCCUUCUACUGCGCGGUGCGUGAGCAGCUGCCGGUCUGGCUGCUGGAGGAUAUGCGCGUCAUGGAGGUCUUCUGCUGGGACGACGGCCACCCACGAACCUUCCUGCCAUCCGAAGCGCUGCUUUAUGCACUUGUGCACGACCACCAGGACUAUGCACGUUACCUGCUCAAGAGGUACUCAGUGAGCGCGCUCAGAACACCACGCUGCAGCUUCUGCUGUUGUCAUGGCAGCGGUGCACAGCAGCUAAAUGUGGCCGUUCGCUACAACCGCGUGGCGAUCCUCAGCAUGAUGGUGGAGGCUCUAAAGGACUGCGAUACACAGGGUGAGCGGCAAAACUUCCUGGACAGUCGUGGCGGCUGUGCCCACGUUGCGGACGCAGGGAAGAGCGCUGUACAGCUGGCCGUGGAGCUGUCGCAUGCCAACUGCCUGCUGCUGCUGCUGGUCCAGGGAGCACGGCCUGAUGGGCUCGACACUGCGCUGCAAAGACUCAUUUCCUGUGAUGUUUCAGAGCGAUGCCACGCCCAGCGCUGCCUCGACUUCCUGCUGCUCUUCCUGUCCAAACCACCGCCGCUGGGCUGCCUGAAGGACGAGCCACAACGCUGGCAAACCUUGCUGGGAAAUGAAAUGUUCGGCUGGCUGUGUGGUCUGGCCCCACCCCCCCUCCUGCUGCAGGCACUUCGCUGCCUGGCUCGCUCCGGACCUCCGGACCGGAUCAGCUCACUGCCUGACUUCUUACAGCUGCACAGCUGGCAGUGAUGUGUUACCAUGGUAACAACUGUGAUGGACUGCUAUGAUUGAACAGAUUGGUGAUCAUGUAAAUAAAAUGUAAAUAGACUUUCAAGGACCUUGAACAGUAAACUGUUGGACUUUAGGACCCUGAGUAAAGGAAACAUGGUACAUGAGAGAAACUGAACUUUCUUGACAGUUUUAGGUCACACGUCCUCUCAGUUUUCAUGAUUAACCUUUAUUUAGAAACCAGACUCUGGAUUUUAAAGUCUGGUUCUGUUGGGGUUCUGUUGUGUGUCAAAAAUAAAAAUGUGUCUUUUAAAGGAGCAUUCAUGUCCCCAGUUGAUAAUAUUUGAUACGAUCAGAUAUAAUAAUGUUAUUCCUCUUGCAGGAGCUUCUCUUCAGUUUCAAUGAAGCAGCUUCAGCACAAGAAUCUGAGACGUUAACUUCAGAACUUUGAUAACUGGUUUAUAACAUUUACUGACUCAAACUGAAAAAAAGAUGGAUGUUUUUAUGGGUAUAAACUUGCUGAGCUCUUUGAAGCCCCACUACAGAUUUUCUCAGUGAGUUCCUCCUAAUUACAGCUAAUCCAGCAUGAUCAUUAUCCUGUCUCUUCUCUGAGAUCUCACCAUCCAGCAAAAGUCAGUCUGACUGACUCAUCUCUUGCUCGAAAGAAGUGGUUUCACUUUCGACAGCUGUCUUAACUGAAUGAAGUUGGUCUAAACCACCGAGCUGACUUGUGCAUCAAGUCUGAGGUUUCUGUCUUUAUGCACCCAGGUUUGUUGCUGCAGGUUUCAAAUAAAUGCUCAAGAAACCCAGGUCAACCAGAACCUUGGAGGGAUCACUAGGUCCAAAAGCACCACCUCAAUCUUUUUGUCAUUGAAAUACAAGAAAAAAAAAAACAAAACAAAACAACAACAAAAAACAGUGACUUCCACAUCUUAAUUUAAUUUAAGUAAUCAUUUUUUGGGAGUAACGA